Messenger RNA from Helicoverpa zea (corn earworm), 2463 nucleotides. It is a transcript of the gene Rh50, whose product is annotated as ammonium transporter Rh type B. Gene Ontology annotation, biological process: ammonium transmembrane transport; ammonium homeostasis. Bases 146 to 1405 code for a protein of 419 amino acids. Gene Ontology annotation, cellular component: plasma membrane. The record is from RefSeq and is a predicted model, not a curated record. The transcript has 10 exons. Gene Ontology annotation, molecular function: ammonium channel activity. NCBI's taxonomy places the organism in Eukaryota, Metazoa, Arthropoda, Insecta, Lepidoptera, Noctuidae.
AGUUUCGUUUUGUACACAGUGCUCGCGACAUAAUAGUUAUAGUUGAUUGAUGUUUGACAAAUAGGGGCUCGUCGCGGUACGGCAGGCGUGUCGAACUAAAUCUACGUCGGACUUCGCACGAUAAAGAGAAUAAACAACACCCACGAUGGUGGACAAAAUGUCGCGGUACAAAUAUGCACCGCUGCUGGUGUUCCAAAUAUUUCUUAUGGUGUUGUAUAUCGUCUUCACGACCUAUGGCGGGGAUAAAGAAGUUAAUGUUAGAGGCUUCGAAGACACUCAUGUAAUGAUAUUCAUCGGCUUCGCUUUUCUCAUGACCUUUUUGAAGAAGUAUUGCUACAGUGCUAUAGGAUUCAACUGGUUCUUAGCAGCGUUGGUGAUACAAUGGGCUCUACUAUGCCAAUCCUUCUUCCAUAUGAAGGACAACACGAUUUUUAUCACGAAGAAGAGUUUGUUGGAGGCCGAUAUUAUGUCAGCAACUGUCCUCAUCACUUUCGGAGCGCUAUUGGGUCUAGCAAGUGGAACCCAGUUGCUGUUCAUAGCUAUCAUAGAAACGGCAGUCGGUUGUAUCAAUUUGUACCUUAUGGAAGAGGUUUAUAAGGUAUCUGACAUUGGUGGGUCCAUAGCUAUUCACACGUACGGUGCAUACUUUGGCUUAGGAGUCAGCACGGCUAUGAGAAUGAGGAAGCCUACAGGACCCGACCCACCGGGAACAGUGCGAUUGGACGGACCCAGCUAUGCUUCUGAUGUUACUUCUGUUCUUGGUUCUAUCUUCCUAUGGAUAUUCUGGCCGUCGUUCAACUCGGGGCUGGCAUCCAGUGAUAGCGAGCACCAAAGAGCUGUCAUCAACACUUACUUGGCUUUGGCUGCUGCUACGGUAACAACCUUCGUGCUCUCAGCAAUGGUGAACCACAAGCCAGGGAAGAUAGAAAUGGAGCAUGUUCAGAACUCGACGCUCGCUGGUGGCGUGGCUGUCGGGGCUGUAGCCAAUAUGUUCAUAUCACCAGGAGUCGCGAUAGCUAUUGGUAUCGGAGCUGGUUUUAUUAGCGUUUUUGGAUAUCGAUUUUUAUCGCCUAAGUUACAAAAUCUCGGUAUACAAGAUACAUGUGGCGUAAACAACCUUCAUGGCAUACCUGGAGUGUGCUCCGGUCUUCUGUCAGUCCUGUUCGCAGCUUUGGCUACCUCAGAAGUAUAUGGCGCUGAAUAUGCUGACAUCUUUCCAGCUAUUGUUGAGGAUGGGAGAUCGCCUGCCAACCAAGCGUUGUAUCAACUAAUAGCACUUGUGACUACUUUAGUUCUGUCAUUCGGAACUGGAUUAUUAACUGGUUUCAUAGCGAAGAUUGGUUUGUUCACGCCUUUAGCAGUUCACGAGCGAUACGAUGAUGAACUGAAUUGGGAUCUACCUUAAAUUAACAUGACAAUGAUGCCUUUAUUCAGAAAGCUUUCAAUUGUAAACCUCAUGAUUUUUAAACAGUUGUUACUGAUGAACAAAGGGAAAUAGCUACUGUUUUCCUCGAAAAAGAGUUGAAAAUCGGUAUAUAGAACCUUGGAAGUCUAGUAUGAAAAUUGUCCUUCGAACUUGUAAACAACCUAUGACAUAUUGUUAAUGUAUUUGAUGUGAUAAAAGUAAUGGGUAUGAUACAUUUGUGCAUGUUUAUUACUAUAGAAGAUUAUAAAUAUGCGUAGAAGGUAAUUUUUAGAGAUUGUAGGUGCAAAAUUAUUUCCUGUCCUAUUAACUCUGGUGUGUUUAGACCAUUUUGCAUUAUCAGUGUACCCAUAAACAAAAACAAAAACCACUUUAUUUUCCAAAAAUGAUGUUUAAUUUUUUGUAUUAUUAAAAAAAAAAAAUAUUAGUCUACAUGUUAAUGGUAUAGUUGUAGUAUAUUAAGAAGUCUAUUUAAUUCAGCUGCGUUUGUAAUAUAGGAUGUUAUUUCUAUGUCUAAGAAGUUUUUUACCAAUUUUAUUAAUAAGUCAACCAUAAAUAUUUUUUAAUCAUGUUUCAGUGAUAGUUUAACAAAUCAUACUCACAUUUUAUUUAUUGUAAUUGUAAAUAUUGUUUUUCUUAUAUUUUUGUUCGAAUAUGUGAUUAUUUUUUAUUUUGUACUCUUUUUUGUUAUGAAUUAUAAAUAAGAUGCUGUUAAUUUUAAGUUCUUUUAAUUAUACUUCAUACUUACGAAACACUAACAUUUUACUUCACGUUAUACAAUUUUUUUAUAUAAAAGUAAGUAUCAGAUUAUUACAAGAAACAUUCUCGCAAAACAGUAGUUUACCGAGAGUUCAAUAAAUCAAUGUGUAUUAAUUAAUAUACGUUUUCUUAAAAUAGCUCUCUACAAUAGGCUCUUAUUAAUUACUGGAAAUAAUAAUCUGUUGUAGAAGCGUUGCAUUCAAAAAUGUACCUACUAGUAUCAGGAUUAAGAGCUAUUUUUCAAUAAAUUGUUUAUACUUCAAUAAAUAUAUUGGAUUAAA